GAAUGUAUUUAAAAAUAAGUAGCACACAAAACGUUAAAAAAACGCCCCUUUGGGCGUAAUGUAAAAUCUGAAAGCUUUCAGAUUUUUUUAAGUACUAUUUUCAGUUAUAGUUUCUUUCUUGGUUCCAUUCUUUUAAGAUCUCAAGAAAUCACUCAAAAUGGCAUAGUAGAGGAUGGAAGAUUGAAUGGAUCUUGCCAGUUAAAUCAGUUACAAAGUAGAUUAAUUGAAGACGAAGAAAUGGAAAGUAAUCAAGUGAAAUUAGCUGUGUACCUUAAUUAUGUGAGGAAGUGCACUGUUUAUUUAUUUCUCCUAGCUGUAAUUUUCUAUGGUGCAUAUCAAGGCUUUGAAAUAGCUGCAAAGUACGCUUUAACUAGCUGGUCUAGUGAAGAUAUUAUUUCACUCAACUCUUCCGUCAUAAACUAUACAGAUUUAGGACAAGAUCGUUUGAAUAAUUCCAUUUCACAUGAUGACAUCCUACGGUACAUGAGCUUCGGAAUAGUCCAGGGUAUUUGUGUCAUAAUUGGAAAUUCUCUUCUCGCCGUAACCUGCACCAGAGCUUCAAGGAUAUUUCACAGAAGUUUAAUCGAUAGUGUCAUCAAGGCUCCCAUGAGUUUCUUUGAUACUACUCCUCAUGGACGAUUAAUAAAUAGAUUUGCUAGAGAUAUAAAUACUAUCGACUCUGACAUGCCCUAUUCGAUAGACUAUGUAUUAGCAUGCCUCUUUGUAGUAUUAGGCACAUUCUGCGUGAUAACGGUAAACAUACCGAAGUUCAUUCUUUUCAUGAUACCCUUCAUUAUUGGGUAUUUCUUUCUUCAGAAUCUGUAUUUAAAUGCCUCACAAAAACUGAAACGUUUGGAAUGUGUGUCAAGGUCUCCAAUUUUCAGUGAUUUCGAAGAGUCUAUUCAAGGCAUUACUAGUAUUCGAUCUUACGAUAUGGACGAAACGCUAAUGGAUAUAUUUGGAGAUAAAGUCGAUGAAAAUAGUACGUGCAGUUAUCACUGGUAUAUGUGCUCAAGAUGGCUAUCUGUUUGCAUAGACAGCAUUAGUGUAAUCAUUAUAUUGACAACAGUGCUGAUUUCUUUAAACGACAUAAAUGAGCUGACGACUUCUGAUAUAGGACUGUCUUUAGUCUAUGCCUUGACUGUUACUGACAGUUUCACCUGGUUAAUUAGAACUUGCACAGAUUUCCAAAACCAAAUUAUUUCUGUUGAACGCGUAGAAGAAUAUUCUGUUUUGCCCUCUGAGGCUGCGUGGGUUGUUACAAACGAAGAAAUUCCGGAAAAUUGGCCAGAAGAAGGACGUAUAGCAUUUCAUGAAUUCUCUGCAUGUUACAGGCAAGGCUUAGAUCUUGCACUCAAUAAUCUAAAUUUUGAAAUAGCUGCCAGACAAAAGGUAGGAAUCGUCGGCCGAACUGGUGCUGGAAAAUCUUCACUGACUUUAGCCUUAUUUCGGAUCAUUGAAGCAGCUACAGGUUAUAUUACCAUAGACGGCAUUGAUAUAUCUACAAUUGGACUACAUACAUUGAGAUCAAAACUAACUAUAAUUCCUCAGGAUCCAGUUUUAUUUACUGGAAGCGUAAGAUCAAAUCUUGAUCCAAAUAAAGAGUAUAACGAUGAUGAUGUAUGGAUAUGUUUGGAAAGGGCUCAUCUUAAGGAUUACAUUACUUCACUUCCUGAAGGCUUGGAAUUUCAGAUAGCUGAAGGAGGAGUAAAUUUAAGCUUGGGACAAAGACAACUAGUUUGCCUGGCAAGAAGUCUCUUAAAAAGAACAAAAAUUUUAGUUCUAGAUGAGCCGACAGCGGCAGUCGACCCGGAGACGGAUCAUAUGAUUCAAGAAACUAUACGAGCUGAAUUCCAGGACUGUACUGUCAUUACAAUUGCCCAUAGGCUAAAUACAGUGAUGGAUUACGACAUAAGUAUUGUUAUGGAAUCUGGCAAAGUAAUUGAACAAGGCAAUCCUAAAGAUCUUAUGAAAAAUCAGAAUUCUGUGUUCUAUUCAAUGACAAGAGAUGCAGCUCUCAUGUAGAAAGGACUGUAAAAAUGACUACAAAAUAUGUGAUAUUUUUAAGUUGUUAUUUUGUUAUAAUUUAACUGUGUUCAGUGUGUUUACAUAAUUGCUUUCUACAUAUGUAUUAUAAUGCGUGCCUUGUGUAUUCCUUUUGUCACCUGUAUUAUAUUGAGUGCCUUAUGUAUUUAUUUGCCAAAUUACUAGUUUGUCAUUAUACAUAUCUCUUUCACUAAAUAUUUUAGAUAUACAUAAGCAAGUUAUUUCAUAAACAAAUCUGAAUCCUUUAUCAUCUUGCUUGAAAAAUUUUUGUAAUGACAAUGCUUUACAGAGCAGAUGUGCAGUUAUUUGAUAUGAAUAUGCUUCAUCAAUUUCUAUCAAUUAUAAUUGCAUGAGUAUUUGCUUUGUUUAAGUUGAAUAUUAAAAAAUACGGAAAUAUUUUCUUACUUUAUCAUACCUAGACAGUGCAUAGUUAUAAUAUAAUAUAAAAAGGCCAAUAAAAUUUUUAGAAAACCAUCCGUGCAGAAUUUUAAAUAUUUGCCAUGAAACUAUUGGAAAAAGUGAUGUUGAUAAAAAAUGCGGCCGUAUUUUAUUUUAUCAUACCUAGACAAUGAACAUUUAUAAAUCUAAUAUAAAAAAUAAAAUUUUCAGAAAAAUCAUCCGUGCAGAAUUUUUAAAUAUUUGCCAUGAAAUUGCCGGAAAAAAGGGACCAAUAAAAUGAUUAUUAACUUGCUUAUAUAUUUUAUUUACGUAUUAUUUCAUAUAUUAUUUAUGUAUUAUAAUGUGCUUAAAUUUUACAUGUUUUCCCCUUUUGAAUUCUAAAAAAUGGGUUUUAAUGUGGUUUAUUCAUUUAAUUCUUUUGCAUUUAUAUUUUUAAUCAAAUUUACGUUCACUAUUUAUUCCUAGUAUACGCACAUAUGUUUAAUAUUUUUUUAUAUAGCCAUAUAUUUUUAUCUUCCUUCAGCAUAUUUAGAUAUUUUCAUAAUUUUUCAGUGGUUGUCGGCUUUUCAUUUUGAAAAAUUAUAAAAUGUUUUGUAACUGAUUAGAUUAGAAAUAUAUUGAUAAAAAAUGCGUACAUAUAUUCUUAUUUUAUCAUAUCGAGACAGUUUUUAUCAUACCUAGAGAGUGCACAUUUAUAAAUUUAAUAUAAAAACUAAAUGAAAUUUUUAGGAAACCAUUCUUUUAGAAUUUUAAAUAUUUGCCAUUAACCUGUCAAAGUGCCUGAUAAAAUAAUUAUAAACUUGCUUAUAUAUUUUAUUUAACGUAUUAUUUCAUAUAUUAUAAUAUACGUAAAUUUUACAUGGUUUUUCACUUUGUGAUUCUAAAAAUGGGUUGUAAUUUGGUUUAUGCGUUUAAUUCUUUUGCAUAUAUAUUUUUUAUAAAAUUUACGCUACGUUCGCUAGUUAUUCCUAGUAUACGCUCAUAUAUUUACUUUUUAUGCAUGCAUAUAUUUUUGGCAUUUUGUUUCAGCAAAUUUAGAUAUUUUCAUAAUAUAUCAGUGGUUAUCGGCUUUUCAUUUUUGAAAAAUUGUAAAAUGUUUUAAAAAAAUCAUGUAACUGAUUAGAAGAUUUUAAAUAUAAUGUUUAUGAUUAGAAGUAUGUUGAUAUCUCUCUAACUAGUUUAGUAAUUUGUGUUUCAGUAGUUUUCAUUUUUGAAAAAUUAUAAGAUGUUUUAAAAAAUCAUGUAACUAAUUGGAAGAUAAGAAAUAGGUUUUGCAAUAGUAACUGAAAAUUAAAUUUUACCUUUGUAUAUGAUUACCCCUAACGCAAUUGCAAACUUGAUCCUUGAUUUCUUCAAUAUCAGCUAAGAUAUUUCCGAAAACUAAGUUUAUAUGCACAUGAACAAUAUCUGGAAUUCUCCAUUGUAAAAUUAAAUAAUUAUUUGUUCAGAAUAUUAGUGACUACAUCUUAUGCGAACGACUUUUAAAUCUGUAUAGCUAGUUUGUUGUUAUCUAUAAUUAUGCUUUUCUUACUUUUGUGAGUGCUAGACAGGAAAAAUCUGCUUUUUUUUCUUAACUUUUGGGGGACAAUAUAUACACACACACGCACACACACAUAUAUAUAUAUAUGUGUGUGUGUGUGCGUAAAUGUACAAGCAUUUUAAUGUACAUAUGUUUAUCAUUAAAAUAAUUGGUCCAAAUUUAUCCAUUUACUGAUAAUAUCUUUUAGAAUUUAGGAAACUUGACAAUAAUCUUAAACGAAAUGAGUGAAGGUUUAAGGAAUUGAAUUAAAUUUAACUAAGAAUUAGCUAUUUUUAAGCCUCAAAUUUUUGUAUGCGUAUCUUAAUAUUAUUUUUGAUCCAGAAAUUAAGUUUUCACAUUAAAAAAAAUUCCUACUUUUAUAGAUUUCAAAUAAUGAUAGUAAUUUACAAUUAUGGCUUAUUAUAGAGAACAAUCAUAAAAAUAAGAGUAGCGUAAACAAAAAAAUUCUUAAUAUAUCGAAUGAUGUGUUUGGGAAUUAAUAUAUUCUGUAUUGAAAAAAAUUAAUGAUAAAUAAAUGAUGUCAGCUCACGUGCAAUGUUUAAAUAUCACCGUAUGUCUAGUGAUUAAAUUAGGGUACAGAUGACUAACCAAGAAAUAUUUUCAAAUACUAAUAUGAUUUCAACUUAACUAUGAAGAAAUAUAAGAUGAUGGGGAAAUUUUUUCUAAAUAUGUGAAUAUUCCUUUGUUGUGCUUUAUGCAAAGUGGAAUACUUUUCUUCCAGAAUCAAGUCAUCUUAUAUUCACGUUUGGAAUUUUGUACAGUUUUUACUUAUAACAGAAUUUCAAAAGAAACUAUAAACUUAUAUUGAUUGUUUUAAUUGUACAAAUAUUCUCAAAUACUAUAAAUUGACAUAAUUCUAAAUUAAAUUAUGCAUGCCUCAAUUUAUUCCUAUUUUUAACUUGUUUAAAGUUUUAAGUUAAAAACAGUAAUCAUGUCAUCCAGUAUUUAAUAUUUACACAUAGUAUUUAAUAUUUUUGAAAUUUUUUAUUAAUUCAUGAAUUUAAAACUAAAUGUAUUGGAAACGAAAUGCAAUUUUUUGCUGUACCUCAUUUGUUAUCCUUAUUCUUUUAAAAGUAAUAAAAUUU
Molecule: messenger RNA, 5070 nt
Organism: Stegodyphus dumicola
Lineage: Eukaryota; Metazoa; Arthropoda; Arachnida; Araneae; Eresidae
Product: multidrug resistance-associated protein 1-like
Biological process (GO): transmembrane transport
Cellular component (GO): membrane
Molecular function (GO): ABC-type transporter activity; ATP binding; ATP hydrolysis activity
Source: RefSeq, a predicted model, not a curated record